AUGGAGCAGGAGGAGGGCAAAAUAUCGGUGUGGGUCUGCCGGGAGGAGAAGCUGGUCUCGGGGCUCAGCAGGCGGACCACCUGCGCCGACGUGGUCAAGGUCCUGCUGGAGGACCAGAACCUGCAGCAGGGCGCCUCGGCGGCCAUGCUGUCGGGCCCCCCGCAGGCCUACUGCCUGGUGGAGAAGUGGCGGGGCUUCGAGCGGAUCCUGCCCAACAAGACCAAGGUCCUGCGGCUGUGGGGCGCCUGGGGGGCCGAGCAGGAGAACGUGCGCUUCGUCCUGCUCAAGAACGAGGCCUCGCUGCCCAACAGCGGCCCCCGCAGCGCCGAGGCCCGCGUGGUCCCCAGCCGUGAUGGCGGGGGGGGGGGCCCCGGAGUCCCGGUAAAGGGCGCCCCAAAGAGCUGCUGGACGGCGGCGGCCGGGUUAUCCCAGGACCGGCAGCGGCGCGUGGUCCGGAAGGCUUUCCGGAAGCUGGACAAGAUGAACAGGAAGCGGGAGCAGACGGCGCCGAAGGACCGGGGCGCGGCGGAGAAGAUGGAGACCCUGGUGCACCUGGUCAUCUCGCAGGACCACACCAUCCGCCAGCAGCUGCAGCGGCUGCAGGAGCUGGACCGCGACAUCGAGCGCCACGAGGCCCGCGUGCACCUGGACCGGGUCCGCCGCCACGGGGCCAACUACGUGCAGGACACCUACCUGGUGGAGCCUACCGGGGCAGACGCCGCCGGCGGGGCGGGAGGAGGAGGAGGAGGAGGAGGAGGAGGAGGAGGGGCGGGGCCUGGGGGGCAGGCGGAGGCGGUGGUCCAGUUCCGGGAAUACGCCCGGCGAUGCGAGGAGGUGGUGCGGCUGCAGGAGGAGCUGGAGGAGCGCGAGGCCCUGGUGGAGAGCCUCACCGGGGAGAUCCAGGAGGAGCUGAACCGCAGGUGGAUGAAACGGAGACGAGGGGAGGAGGAGGGCGGAACCCCGGAGGAGAAGGAGGAGGAGGAGGAGGAGGAGGGGUAUCCGGACCAGGAACCAGAUGAUGAGGACCUGACCCGGAAGGAGCUGGUCCUGGAGGAGGAGCAGGUCCGGACCCAGCUGGACACCAGCCUCUACAUCGGUUUGCGGCUGAAGACGGACCUGGACGCGGUGCGCGGGGACCUGGACCUCAGCCUGGCGCUGUGGGAGACCCGGGAGGGCGAGCUGCUGGACCUGCUGGCCAAGGUGGAGGCCAUGGGCAUAGAGCCGGCGCCCGAACAGACCCCCGGCGGGGCGGAAGUGGGCGUGGCCAAACCGGGCGGGGCCAAACCGGGCGGGGCCGAACCGGGCGGGGCCGAGGUGGGCGGUGGGGGCUGGGUGGAGGAGGCCCGGGGUCUGGCCAAGGCCUCCUCCGCCAACGACGAGGACUCGGACACCGGCCUGAGCUCCAUGCACAGCCAGGACUCAGACAACCCCCCCGUGUGCGAGUCCCUGGUUUGA
Messenger RNA from Menidia menidia (Atlantic silverside), 1455 nucleotides. The record is from the annotation of a GenBank genome assembly. NCBI's taxonomy places the organism in Eukaryota, Metazoa, Chordata, Actinopteri, Atheriniformes, Atherinopsidae.